AUGGUUUCAGACACACGAUUGCUAAUGCAUGUGAAAGGGCUUGUCACUGAUCGGGUUUGUGUGACAGCUCCUACAUCGUGGUUCGAAGACGCUCCAUCAAGGAAAGACAAAAUCGCUUACAUGGAUGACGCGCCUUACAUGAUCAACACCCAAGCAUCGCUCGAUGACCUCAACGAGAAAUUAGAAGAGAAGAUACCGAUAGAGCAAUUUCGCCCUGUUAUUGUGGUGGAUAAGUGUGACGCCUUCGACGAAGACAAGUGGCUUAGUAUUCACAUAGGAGAUGUGGCGUUACAAUGCACGAAACCAUGUGAACGGUGGGCACAUUCGAAAAUCUGUAAUUUAUCUGGAAUUCUCGUGAAACUCACGAAAGCUCAUUGA
Molecule: messenger RNA, 378 nt
Organism: Cooperia oncophora
Lineage: Eukaryota; Metazoa; Nematoda; Chromadorea; Rhabditida; Trichostrongylidae
Source: the annotation of a GenBank genome assembly